AUGGCUUUAUCAGAUGUUUUACAAUUUGAUUGUUUCGUAGACAAUGAGAUUGCGCGAAAUGCUACGAAGAAUUUUGCUGGAAUGCUAGGCAAAGCAUUCGAACAAUAUAAAAUUAAAUUACUUGAUUUAAACAUUAGACAUCUUAUAUUUACAGAAUUAUGGAGUGAAUAUUUAAAACUACGAAAGCAUUGUGAAGAUGCUGAUUUUAAAAUUCCAUUUCAAUUUACUGCACUUAAUACAAGCAAAGUAUCAGAAAAUAAAAAAAUAUUUACAUCUUUGUACAACAAUGUUUAUACCAAUUCUAAUUCUGAUAUUGAUGCAAGUUUAAAUGAUAAAUUUAUUGACAAACAAAUAUCAGAAGAGAAAUCAUUGCAAAGUCCAAUACUUAUAAAGAAACGUUCUAAAUCUAAAAAGACCAAUAUUACAGAUAAUAAUUUUAUUUUAGAAAAUUUUGAGAUAAAUGAAACAUAUCCAAAUAUACCAAUAAAAGAAAAUAUUUCUAUAUUAACAGUUGCAGGAAAUAAUUUUAGGGAAGAUGCAAUAUUUGAGAAAUCACAGAAAAAUAAAAUUUUAAUUAAUGAAAAUAAUGAUGAGAUAAAAUGUACACCUAAUAAAAUAUCACAAAAAUUAAGAAUUAAUACAUUAUAUAAUGUAGAUACCACAUUAUUACAAAAUGGUAAAAAAUUGAGACAGUCAAAACUUAUGUUUCUUCCAGAUACACAAUCUAUUAAUACUGCAACUCAUGAAAGUUCAAAUAUUUCAAAAAUACAUGCAUUAUCUAUAUCUAAAAAAGACAUAGAAAAACUAGAAAAUUAUAAUAAAUCUAUAGAAGAAGAAGUAAUUCAAAAUAUCUAG
Apis mellifera (honey bee) is the source of this 855-nucleotide messenger RNA. RefSeq lists its product as uncharacterized. The record is from RefSeq and is a predicted model, not a curated record. The transcript is spliced from 4 exons. Lineage: Eukaryota; Metazoa; Arthropoda; Insecta; Hymenoptera; Apidae. Bases 1 to 855 code for a protein of 284 amino acids.